This is a messenger RNA of Coccidioides posadasii C735 delta SOWgp, 1278 nucleotides long. RefSeq lists its product as uncharacterized. The record is from RefSeq and is a predicted model, not a curated record. Lineage: Eukaryota; Fungi; Ascomycota; Eurotiomycetes; Onygenales; Onygenaceae.
AUGGCACCAAUCCCUCCGAAUUCUCGCGAUGAGCGACCCCAAGUAAAUUUGCGAGGAUUUCUCCUCGAAACGCUGCACGAAGCUAAACGCCCAAUCACCGAAAGACGCGCUCUACCUCCUUCUGACCUUGAUAUGGCACACGGACUGGUUGCUGCCGCCGCCUCCUCCUCCCCGAUGGAGGUUUCCCGUGUUCUCACAGCCCGGGCCGAAGAUAAUACCAAGUUCCAUCCUGGGGAGGGCGCAGUGGAUCCUGGCAACAUUAACAUGCAGGGUCUUCUUGCGCUGUUUGCGAUCAUCGGGGCCGCUUUCGUUCUAGCGGCUAUAUGGUUCUUUUUCUGGGCGAAGAAUGGUGGGUUCGUGUGGCGCGAGGGGGAUUGGGAGGAAUAUAAGUCUACCGUAUUACGUCGGAAAGAUUCGAACGGCCGCACGCUCACAAAUGCUUCGAAGAGCACGGAUCUAGGUGGUGGUAGUAUUGUGGGGAGAGGCUAUCGUGAUUAUGACGACCAUACGACGACGGUGGAUACGGAAACUGUAGCAACGGGCGAGAAACUGAGCCGAGGAAAGAGGCUGAAAGAGACUGCAAAACAGAAAUUACUAAGAAGACACAAAGACGAGCAAUGGGAAGGAAGUCAUGACGAAGACAUGCGUGCGUAUCGCCAUGAAAAGCCAGCGAGAGUAGGAGGGAUGAAUCGCGAGCCGGAAGGCACGUAUCAUAGCUCAGAGUAUACCGGCACGCUUGGGCAAAGGAGUGAAUGGACUCAGAGCGAAAUGGGUGAGACCCAUGGGGAGACUGCAACACGUUACGAUGCCGAGACCCGCUACGAUAUACCCGAUACCGACAGGGCACCAAAUAGAAAUGUAUCGGGCUUCUCGUUCACUGCUGGGGAGAAAGAUACCAUUAGCCACAUAACGGAAGAACACCAGCUUCGUGACUCGAUGCACCGCCGGGAUAGCCGUCGACAGAGCCGCUCCAGAAAUUCCCAGCGUCCACGUGGCCCACGACCCAGCACGGGUGCGCAUUCACGACACACUAGCCCCCGUAAACGCGAUCGGUCCGCGAUACCGGGUGGGUACACCACACCAUUGGACAUGUCAUCGAUCAGUGCAUCGGAAUACGUGUACGAUCAGCUCGAAGGCUGCGAUGCGGGUGUUAAGACGUACCAUCGUCCCAUCCCGGGUUUAAGCAAGGGAUAUAGACGCGCAGGAAGUGGCAGGGGAGGGCGGAGAGAUAGUUUGAGUGACAGUGAAGGGGAUGAUUAUGAUAGUCGAUUGUCUUGA